AUGGAAGAUAAUAAUAACAGAUUAAAUUAUAUUGAAAAUGAAAAAAAUGACUUAUUAAAUUGCGACAAUAAUGACAAUGAAGAUAUAAAAUUAUUAAAUAAUGAAAAAGGUUUAAGUUAUGAUGAUUUGGAAGCAUUUAAUUCUAUUCAAUUAAAUCAAGAAACUGAAGUAUUAGCUACGCCAUUUCGAUCUCAUGAAAUUAAUAUGAAAAAUGAUAUUCCGUUAUGUGCUCAAGAAUUUUCUGAUUUAACAGAUCCAUUAUAUAUUAAAAAAAUGUGUUUAGAAAAGGUCACAGAAUGGAAUGAAUUUACUGAAAGGGAUAUAUAUGUUAAACAAAUAUUAAGUGGAUUAACAAAUCAAUUAUUUGAAGUAGGAUUAAAAGAAAUUUCGGCUAAUAAAAAUCCAUCAAUAAGAAAACAUAUUUUAUUUAGAAUAUAUGGAAAAGAUGUUGCUGAAUUAUAUAACACAGACUUAGAGGUUGAAGUAUAUAAAACGAUGAGUAAAUAUAAAAUAUCUCCAAAACUAUUAAACACAUUUUCCGGUGGCCGUAUAGAAGAAUGGCUAUAUGGAAAUCCUUUAAAAAAUGCGGAUUUACAAAACUCAAAAAUAUUAAUUGCUAUUGCUAAUAUGUUAGGUAAAUUUCAUACAUUAGCUAUUAAAAAAAAUUUACCAAUCCAUUGGGAUAAAACACCAUGCAUUUACAAAAGAAUAAAGGAAUGGAAAACACAACUUUCUAAAAUGAAAAGCUUAGAUAAAUUUAAAGGUGAUAUAAAUAAAUAUUAUCAAGAAUCUGAUAAAUUUAUGAAAUUUAUGAAUACAUAUACAAAAACAGAUAAUAUUAAUAAUCAUAUAACUUUUUGUCAUAACGAUUUACAAGAAAAUAAUAUUAUAAAUACAAACAAUUGUUUACGAUUAAUUGAUUUUGAAUAUGCUGGAUAUAAUUUUACAGCUACAGAUAUAGCAAUAUUUUUUAUUGAAACAUCUAUUGAUUAUUCUACAGACACUUAUCCUUUUUAUGAAAUAAAUAAAAAUAAAUAUUUAUCAUAUGAAAAGAGAAAGAUGUUUAUUAAUGAAUAUUUAUCAGUUUAUUUAGGAAAGUUACAAAUACCCUACGAUCAAAAAAUGGCCGACUCAUUUUUAGAUGCAAUUGAAAUUCACGCAUUAGGUGCUAACUUAUUAUGGGGAUUCUGGUCGAUUAUUCGAGGUUAUCAAGUAAAAUGUUAUAAUGAAUUCGAUUUUUUCCUAUAUGCACAAGACCGAUUUAAAUUGUAUGAUGAACAAAAGGCAUAUUUACUUUCAAAAAAUCUUAUUCCAGACUAUGAUUAA
This is a messenger RNA of Plasmodium vinckei vinckei, 1326 nucleotides long. RefSeq names its product choline kinase, putative. Gene Ontology annotation, molecular function: ethanolamine kinase activity; choline kinase activity. The record is from RefSeq and is a predicted model, not a curated record. Gene Ontology annotation, cellular component: cytoplasm. Gene Ontology annotation, biological process: phosphatidylcholine biosynthetic process; phosphatidylethanolamine biosynthetic process. Lineage: Eukaryota; Apicomplexa; Aconoidasida; Haemosporida; Plasmodiidae. Bases 1 to 1326 code for a protein of 441 amino acids. The transcript has a single exon.